AAACCAAGAGAGGAAACAGUUUUUUUUCCUCCUAGUACCACUCUCAGGCCAUUCCGAAGUCAUGGCUGACCACAACAAGGUUUUACCGCGUCCUCUUUUCCGCCGAGAUGUAAACUGGGAUCCUUUCCGUGAGUGGACACAGCCUAGCCGCAUGAUCAUGGAGCAGGACUUUGGCCUCCCUCCUUUCCUGGAUCCAGGCGAUGUGAGCUGGAUAGACUGGGCUAGGAGGAGACUGGCAUCAUCCUCCUGGCCAGGGUACACACGCCAUCCCCUCUUCACCCCCGGCACUGCUCCCCCUGCUGCGGUGGCACCCCAGACCUCAGCCAGACUUCAGAGACAACUGUCUGGAGGAGUGUCAGAGAUCAGGACAGGACAGGACAGCUGGAGGAUCACACUGGAUGUCAAUCACUUCUCACCAGAGGAGAUAUCAAUCAAAACCAAGGGGGGCUUCCUGGAGAUUACAGGUCAACAUGAAGAAAGGGAGGACGAACAUGGAUCAGUCUCAAGGUGCUUUACAAGAAAAUACAAGCUGCCCCCUGGUGUGGACUUGCAGCACGUCAGCUCAUCUCUGUCUGGUGAAGGGGUUCUCUUGGUAGAAGCACCCCUCCCAGGCUCAACCACCACCAUCCUCCCCAGUGACAUGGUCAUCCCCAUUCAGAUCAAGCACGAGUGUGAGGGGAAAGAGUGAAUCCAGUGAUCCAUUACAAUUAGAUGUAAAGCUUGGGGUAGAGCUUUAAAGCUGAUGUCGGCGUUGACAACUUUUGACAACAUUCUUUUGAAUUAAGCCUUGGUCAUUUAUGAUGACACACAUAGUGGCUUCUAUUGCUUUUGAAACACCAUCACUUUAUUUACUCUCACUCUAACUACGCGUGUGGCAUGUUUUUCUAUGUAUUAUGUUAAAUCAUUUCCCGCAAAGACUAGCAAAACCAAGAUAAACUGAAAAAUCAAGACUGUUGAAAUGUACUUUCUCAUUUGUCAAAUGAUAGAUUAUCUGGGAGUCAACAUGACCAUGCUUAAUAAAGCUGGAACAGUUCCUCAAAGCAUAUAUUUCAACGUGAUCUAUUUCUAUGAAUUGAAUCUCCUUUGAAUCAAAGCAAUAAACAAUCCAUGGCAAAAUGACACAUAUUGAGGAGGGCUGGAGGCUCUUAUGUAUGCGGUGUCUGUCUUUGUAUUAGAACUGCUGCCUGUGUACACGCAUUACUUACUCUAAAUUAGACCUGGAAGUAGUAGAACGUUUUAAAUUAGUCCAAACCAAAAUAACUACUGUGUAAAUACAGUAUAUAGUGAAGU
Salvelinus namaycush (lake trout) is the source of this 1290-nucleotide messenger RNA. RefSeq names its product heat shock protein beta-1-like. Gene Ontology annotation, molecular function: protein folding chaperone. Bases 62 to 688 code for a protein of 208 amino acids. The transcript has 3 exons. Lineage: Eukaryota; Metazoa; Chordata; Actinopteri; Salmoniformes; Salmonidae. The record is from RefSeq and is a predicted model, not a curated record. Gene Ontology annotation, biological process: protein refolding; response to heat.